UGCGUUCGUUAUCAUAGAGCUAUAUCUUGGAGGGAAGUUCGGCGGUACAAGCGUUCUGAUCAAUUACAGUACUCGCGUGGGAUAGAUGCCGCUCUAGGCACUACCCGCUCUCUAUCUUCAGGCCUCGUAAUUUUACAACGGAAGUGCAAGUGAAACGGAUGUGAGCUCGGGAGGCGUUUGGGCGGACCGAGAGGCGCUGGGUUCGGCAGUUCUGGGGCUGCUCCUGUGCGGGCAGGUGGAGGAUCGCCGUCAUGUCGGCUAGCGCCGUCUAUGUGUUGGAUCUCAAGGGCAAGGUUCUCAUCUGUAGAAAUUACCGUGGAGAUGUGGAUAUGUCAGAAGUAGAGCAUUUUAUGCCUAUCCUUAUGGAGAAGGAAGAAGAAGGGACUCUCUCACCUAUUCUGGCUCAUGGAGGUGUUCGCUUCAUGUGGAUUAAACACAACAAUUUAUAUUUGGUUGCCACUUCAAAGAAGAAUGCCUGUGUCUCUCUCGUGUUCUCAUUUCUAUACAAGGUAGUUCAGGUCUUUUCUGAAUAUUUCAAGGAACUGGAAGAAGAGAGCAUUCGGGAUAAUUUUGUGAUCAUUUAUGAACUGCUAGAUGAAUUGAUGGAUUUUGGCUAUCCCCAGACCACAGACAGUAAAAUUUUACAAGAAUACAUAACACAAGAAGGCCACAAGCUGGAAACCGGAGCCCCACGCCCUCCUGCCACUGUUACAAAUGCCGUGUCUUGGCGUUCUGAAGGGAUCAAGUACCGUAAAAAUGAAGUCUUCCUGGAUGUCAUAGAAUCUGUUAAUCUUUUGGUUAGUGCCAAUGGGAAUGUUCUGCGCAGUGAAAUUGUUGGCUCCAUCAAAAUGAGGGUUUUCUUGUCUGGAAUGCCAGAGCUUCGCCUUGGCUUGAAUGACAAAGUCCUCUUUGAUAAUACUGGCCGCGGCAAGAGCAAAUCUGUGGAACUGGAAGAUGUGAAAUUCCACCAGUGUGUUCGUCUCUCUCGUUUCGAAAAUGAUAGGACUAUUUCAUUUAUCCCACCUGAUGGGGAGUUUGAGCUCAUGUCCUAUCGCCUUAAUACCCAUGUAAAGCCUCUGAUCUGGAUUGAAUCAGUUAUAGAAAAGCACUCCCACAGCCGCAUAGAGUACAUGAUUAAGGCCAAGAGUCAGUUCAAGCGCAGAUCCACAGCCAAUAAUGUGGAGAUUCACAUUCCUGUUCCAAAUGAUGCUGAUUCACCAAAAUUCAAAACCACAGUUGGGAGCGUCAAGUGGGUUCCUGAGAACAGCGCCAUUGUGUGGUCCAUCAAGUCUUUUCCUGGAGGGAAGGAGUACUUGAUGCGGGCCCAUUUUGGGCUCCCAAGUGUAGAAGCUGAGGACAAAGAAGGGAAACCUCCCAUCAGUGUGAAGUUUGAAAUCCCAUAUUUCACCACAUCUGGAAUCCAGGUUCGCUAUUUAAAAAUAAUUGAGAAGAGUGGCUACCAGGCAUUGCCUUGGGUCCGCUACAUUACCCAGAAUGGAGAUUAUCAGCUUCGAACACAAUAAUGUCAACUCAAUUACUGCGGCCAAGAAAGUAAUGAAUUUCCCUGUUGAGAAACAUGUUUGGUGCUUGAAGGUCUGGGCCAAGGUUGUCUUGCUGGUUGGAAGUGGAAUCAGGCCGUGUCCCAUAUCCAGCUGUGCUUGGACCAGUGUUUAGUGCAGACCUCAUGAAUGUUUUUUCUUGUACACCCCAUUCAGUGUUGUUUAUGUUAGGAGUAGCUGUUGCCUUGAAACAAGGCCAGGAGCCAAUCUUGGGAAAACUUGGCUGGUCUUAUUUCUUUGCUUCAGAAAUUGAGGUACAUUAGUCCUUCUUUCUGAUGUUUUGUAUUAGCUGAGCUCCUCUUGCCAACCAUAUGCCGCCUGCUGCAUCUUAAUUCUAGUUUAACUCUGGUGACAUCUUGAAAUCAGUUUUGAUUGCAUUGCUGGUCUGUUUUUGCAAAUGAAUGAUCUACAGCGGAGGCCCCAGAUGACAGAGUUUACAAAAUACAACUCAUUUCACUGAUGGCGCUCAGCUCAAGGAAGAGAAAAUGAAGUUGGUGUCACAAGGUGUUCUUAUGUGAGGGCAGGGUACUCCUAAUGGAUGUCUGACCUUGCCCAGUUCUGAAUCAUGUAGCUGAGAAGAACAUCCUAUUCAUAUAUCUUUUUCAAGCAGCAGCUGAGAUGACCAACAUGCAAGUUAAGUCUUUUUGUGGGAUCUGUAAGAUGAUCUGCUCCUCCAUGAACAAAAAUCACCUGUAUAUAGAAAACUUACCAUGACACUGAGAAGGGUUCUAGCUUUUUUUGUCUUCAUUCCUUGGAAACUUUCUGUGCAUGGAGGGUCUUGCUUGGGAAGCAUUCUACCAGCCCUCGCUAAGCUUUUAAAUGGCACAGUCAUCCAGGUGCUGCAGUAUCUGAUGUUUGUGAGAAUGAGGCCAUAAUCAUGGUGGUUCCUGUGAGAACUCCCAAGCUGGUAAAACAGAUGCACAAUGUUCUUGUGAGUGCCAUGCCUCCCCUAGCCCAGCCCCUUCUGGGUGUAUUGGGACUGGAAUUCCCAGAACUACCAGCCAUCUUGCCCCUUGCGGUUCCAACACGGCCUUUCCCCAUCGGUUCCAACACAUAUCAGGAAAGGCUGUUCUAGCUGAACAAGCAAGUGCCCCCCAAUGGAUUUGGGUCAGGGAUUCUGCUGCUUCCUUCAUUCCACUUUUAGAGCAAUCCGCCUUUGAGGUCUGCUCAGUGGCCAGUUGGCCUCUUCUGAUAGAACACAAAAUGUUACACAUGCUGUUAAGCAACAUAUCUGUUUGCAAUUUGGCUUUUUCCUUUUUUUUCUUCCAAAGAGUUGUGGGCUUCAAUGUCAUGAUAUAUUUGCAAAGGCUACCUUAAGUGCUUGCUUUUUACAGAGUGGACUGGGAGAAGCAAUAAGCGUGAAUUUAGAAAGGUGAUGUCCUAGACAACUUUGUGGCUAAGACCCUUUAGUUCCUGGAAAAACAGCCCCCAGUCCAUUACUCUUAACAAUGAAAAAUCACUUGGUAGUUGAACAAAUGCAGCAGUAAUGGAUUGAUGGCACUUCUUACUCAUGUAUAGGUAUGUUUUCCCCCUAUAGUUGCACUUAAAAGGGGUGUGUUUGUGGUGGGGACCUCCUGGAGUUGCUAAACUGCAACUUCCAGCAGUCUUAGUGGCAGUAACUGUGAGGAAUCAGCAGCACCUGCAGGAUCUUGCUGUUUUUGUCAGAAUGACGAAAGCGGUGUCCGUGUAGGAUCACAGGUGCCACCCCUUUGGGAUCUGUAUGUGAUGUCAUGAAGCUCAUAGGAAAGGGGCAGGGCUUGCACUGUGAUGCCACAGCACUGCUUUCAUCAGCCUGACCCAUCUGCAAAUGCUGCUGUAAGGAAUGUUGGAAGUUGGAGUUCAGGGACUGGAAGGCUGCAGAACCCCUAUCCAUGAGAAAUACACAACAUAAGGAUUGGUCAGGACUAGAUGGGCUUACUUGCCAAAGUUAGAUCUAAGACACUGUCAUUUACCUGUUCCCUCCAGCUGCCAGAAAUGUCAACAUCAUGCCUUUAACAGGGGCAUUGUAUUUGUUGCCUAAAAAUCUGUUUAAAAUAAAUGAAAUGAUCAGAAUUUUAGAAGGUCUUGGUUUUUUCUGCAUUUUUUUUUUUAUGGUGGGAAUGAGAAAUUAAGAUGGGAAGAUUAGGAUUGUAAACCCAGUUCUGAGGAUCUGGGAGUUUGGAAUUUAUCUUUUCUUCAGCAAAACCCUAUGUAGUCUAGGAAUGCUGUUUCCCUCAGGCUUCUGCUUGUCUGAAUUUGGUGCCAUCAAGCAUGGUAGGGCCAGCAGUUUUAAUCAAAUGUAUUUUUAUUCCACGCUUGCUCCAAGGAACACGAUUUGCUCCUUUCUCACUUUAAUAGUUCUGUGUGGUAAAGAAAGUCAGGAAGAAGAUAGCAGAAAAACACUUCUGUAUUGUUCCCAGGAAAACAGAAUGAUGUGCUCAUGUAGUCACCAGGAGUUUAGGUAGUGAUAGAUCUUGUCACCCAGAUGUUUCAUACCAGCCUGUGGACUGGUCUACCUUAUUUCAGUCCUUCAUUCUAACAAACCUGCAAUACAAGUGAUGUUAUAAUUUCUUGGUGACUGAUGAUUAUCUGUUUAGAAAAUGUUCUGUUUAUUGUUUAAGCUUAAGUUGCACUAGACAAAAUGGUCCAUGCAACCACAGACAUCAAAAAGGAACAAAUAAAAGAGUACAAUGGUUUAAAA
This is a messenger RNA of Python bivittatus (Burmese python), 4239 nucleotides long. RefSeq names its product adaptor related protein complex 1 subunit mu 1 (gene AP1M1). The record is from RefSeq and is a predicted model, not a curated record. Gene Ontology annotation, cellular component: clathrin adaptor complex. NCBI's taxonomy places the organism in Eukaryota, Metazoa, Chordata, Lepidosauria, Squamata, Pythonidae. Gene Ontology annotation, biological process: intracellular protein transport; vesicle-mediated transport.